This is a messenger RNA of Caenorhabditis sp. 36 PRJEB53466, 2200 nucleotides long. Lineage: Eukaryota; Metazoa; Nematoda; Chromadorea; Rhabditida; Rhabditidae. The record is from the annotation of a GenBank genome assembly.
AUGAGUCUCAACAUCUGUUCCUUCCCAUCACCAAAAAAUGUCGGAAUCGGUGCGAUCGAGUUCUAUUUCCCACAAAACUAUGUGGAACAGGCAGAAUUGGAAAAGGUGAGCGCGUUUUCCUCAUCGUUAGUGUCAUAAUUUCGUUGCAGUACAACAAUGUGCCCGAUGGAAAGUAUACGAUCGGACUCGGACAGCAGCAAAUGGGGUUUUGUGCCGAUAAUGAAGAUAUUGUGUCGAUCAGCCUGACGGUUACACGAAACCUGCUCGACACUUAUAAGGUACCAUUUUAUUUAAUGCUUCCUCAGUUUUGUGUCCCGUUUAGAUCCCAACAGAUUCGAUUGGCUGCCUCGUUGUAGGUACUGAAACGAUGAUCGAUAAAAGCAAGAGUGUGAAGACAGCACUAAUGGACCUUUUCCCAGGAAAUUCCGAUAUCGAAGGAGUUGAUAUCAAAAACGCCUGUUUUGGUGGAGCCCAAGUAAUUUUAAAGUUAAAAAUGUAUAAUAUACAAAUUUCAAAGUUUUCAGGGUUUAUUGCAUGCAGUUGAUUGGGUUACAGUCAAUCAACCUGUGGAUAACAAAAACGCCAUCGUCGUUAUUGCGGAUAUCGCAAUUUACGAAGCUGGUCCAGCAAGAUGCACGGGAGGAGCUGGUGCCAUAGCCUUUUUGAUUUGCCCAGAUGCUCCAAUUCCCAUCGAUCGACAAUUUGCUGCUUGUCACAUGAAAAACACAUGGGAUUUCUUCAAACCGAUCAGUAUGCUUUCAUUUUUAGGACCAAUUCAUACUUCUUUUGUUCCAGCUGCCACCGCAAGCGAGUAUCCAGUUGUCGAUGGAUCUCUUUCCCUAGCUUCUUAUCUGGAAGCGGUACGAGUGUCGUAUACGAAUUUCGUAUCAAAAGUUUCCCGUCACACAACAGGUUGCGUUAAUUUGGAAUAUUUCGACGCGAUUUUUCUCCACUCGCCUUUCACAAAAAUGGUACAAAAAGGCCUGGCUGUAAUGAGCUACACCGAUUCGUGCUUACGCCACAGUUGCCAGUAAGUGUUAUUCACAAGUCUUCAGAAAAAGUUUACAUCUUGCAGAAACGGAAAUUCUAUGAAAGAGAAGCUAGAUGAGAACGAUCGUUCUGCAUUGUCGAAAAUGAUUGAGUUGUCAUCCGAAGUAUGGAAGAAGAAAACUGACCCUUUCCUCACAUUCAAUCGCCGAAUAGGAAAUAUGUACACUCCAUCGUUGUUUGCUCAGCUUUUAGCAUAUCUAGCCUCUGAGAACUGGUAACAUUUUUUCUAUUAUAGGGGCACAGAACAGAAAUGGCGCUCUGUUGAGAAACUCUUUUUGCAGUGCAAAUUGAGCGACCUCGGGGCCGAGUUUGAAAAAUUAGGCCACAUUUUCAGUGGAAAAUUACUUUGCGGCCUAGAAAUUCGGCCAGAUUGCAAACAGCGCGCCCUUUCUGUCCGGUACCCCUAUAAUAAGUUAGAGCUAAUUGACAAUUUUUCAGCAUUACGGAAUCAGGUAAAAAUAUUCUAUUUUUCGCAUACGGCAGUGGACUCGCUUCUGCAAUUUUUCCGGGAAGAGUUAGGCAAACUGCAAGUCUCGAUCAAAUACGGCAAGUUGCUCUCUCCGCUGUGCGUCGUCUCGACAGUAGGCAUCGACGUACGGCUGAGGAAUUCACAUACGCUCUGAAGAUGAGAGAAACGUUCCUUCGCUCGGAAGGUAAGACGAAGUUUUCCAGGUUUUUCAACGGCUCAAACGAACAUAGUUUGAAUUUCCUCCCGCAUUUUUUCCAAAACGUUUUCUAAAGUUGUUAGACAGAGCUGGGCCGAUGUUCGACUGGCAUUCGCGCUCUUCCGCGUUUCUCGUAAAUAAGUGUCAAGUUGAAAAAGUUCACGGUUGCAGACGGAUUUUGACGUGGAAUUGCGAUGUGAUGCUCGUAAAUCUUUGCACCUGAAUUUUAGUGAAAACUUUUUCUGUCUUUAAAACAAACCAGUUCUUCUCUGGACCGAUAACAGGAAGUCAUGUGAAUACCGAAAUGACGUCGUUUAAACCUUGCCAGUCUGGUCCUGCUUACAGAGCUGCCACGAAUUCCUUACAAGUCGUCACUUUUCCCGAACACUUUCUACCUCGAAAGCAUGGACAAACUUUAUCGAAGACAAUACGCCAUUCACGAAGAGCCAAAUGGGUUAAAAAACGGAAAUGGAGUCCAGCAUUGA